CCGGGGGCGGCCCUGAGGGGGCCCUGAGGGGUCGGGCCCAGCCGGGCUGAGGGUCGCGGCUGUGGGGGAGUCGAGCCAAGCCGGGCCGGGCCGGGCCCAGCCGGGCUGAGGGUCGCGGCCGUGGGGGAGUCGAGCCGGGCCGGGCCGGGGCCGCGGCUCUGCGGGUCCGGACCGUGCGCGGCCGUCCCCGCAUGUGCUCCCCUGCAGGGGCCGCGUCUCGCCGCGCCCCUUCUCGGGAAGGGUCUGCCCGUAGGGCCGCCCCCGCCGCUGCCUCCCCCGGAGCUCCGUGGUCCCCGGGGCCCGCCGGGGUCCCGGGAUGGUUCGCGUGGCUCCACACGCUGGGUUCCGAGGGGAAUCCGAAGAAACAGGGAAGGACCGAAGCAUUGCAGAGCUCUCCGUGCUCCACCUUCCCUCCAGCAAAAGCUGGAGACACAAAGUCUCAACAGAGAACAACGCCUGGUGGAGAGGAUGCUGUUGUCAGCAGCUGACAGUGUCCAUCCCACCGUGUCUGGAACGAGGGAAAAAGGGCGUUUUUCUGGCUGCUGUCGCUGCUGGCGGCCUCGCUGCUCUGGUUCGUGGCGGUGCAGCUCAGCGGGCGGGAGGACGCGGCGCUGCUGCUGCUCGGAGCCGCCGCGGCCGUGCUGCUGCAGGAGCUCUGCAGGUUCGCCUGCUUCAAAAUACUCAAGAGCCGUCUCCUCUCACCCCUUGCUGGCCCGUGGCUCUCCCUUCUCCUGGGUGUGGGACGGAGCUCAUGCUCUCUCUCUGGGGGCGCAGGAAGGCGGAUGAAGGGCUGGCGACCCUCAGCGAGGACGGGCAGUCCCCGAUGUCCCUGCGACAGAUGGCUUACGUGUCUGGGCUCUCCUUUGGCAUCAUCAGUGGCAUCUUCUCCAUCAGCAACAUCCUGGCAGACUCUGCCGGGCCAGGCACUGUCGGCAUCCACGGGGACUCCCCUUACUACUUCAUCACCUCUGCCUUCCUCACCAUGGCCCUGGUACUGCUCCACACCUUUUGGGGCAUCAUCUUCUUCGACGCCUGUGAGCGGCGCCGUGCCGGGGGCCUGGGGCUGGUGGUGGGCAGCCACCUGCUCACCUCUGGGCUGACCUUCCUGAACCCGUGCUACGAGGCCACCUUGGGCCCCAUCUUCAUCCUCACGCUCUGCACCGGCCUCUGGGCCUUUGGCACCGCUGGCGGCUCCUUCCGCAAUGUCCUCAAGUGCCUCUCCUGUAAGCAGGAGCCUGAGGGCCAGGUCAUGCUCUACUCGGCGCUGCAGGUGCCUCCUGAGGAGUGAGGGAGCCACUGCCCCGCAGCCGGACACUCCUGCCAGCGCCUCCACCCCUCCUGCUCUGGGGGAAGCUGUGUCUGACCAGUGUUCCUGAGGGACCUUUGGGGUCUGACUGAUUCUCCUGGGAGGGUUUGGAGGUCUCUGCUCCUUGGGGCUUUGGGGUCUGGCCAGUACCCCUUUCUCUUUGUUCCCCGACUGUGUUCACACCUUUCCCUCAGUUUGAGGCUCUGGCCAGGGUGGGCCAGGUGCCCUGGGGGAAGUCCAGCCUGGGGAACUCAGGGCAGGACCCCCCCUCCCUUGUGUUUGUCGCCGGGGGGGGCCCUACCCCUGGUGCAGCCACUGGUGCUGGGGGUGAUGCUCUGGGGGUGGGGGACACCAGGACUCGGAUGCUCUGCCCUUCUCACCCCUGUGCAGCUCCCAGGGGGUUGGAGGUGCAGUGGGGAUAAUUUUUUUUUUAAUUAAGAGUAAAACCCUUUCACAAGAGCACAGGA
Messenger RNA from Prinia subflava (tawny-flanked prinia), 1773 nucleotides. It is a transcript of the gene APH1A, whose product is annotated as aph-1 homolog A, gamma-secretase subunit. The transcript is spliced from 8 exons. Gene Ontology annotation, biological process: positive regulation of catalytic activity; protein processing; Notch receptor processing. Gene Ontology annotation, molecular function: protein-macromolecule adaptor activity. Lineage: Eukaryota; Metazoa; Chordata; Aves; Passeriformes; Cisticolidae. The coding region runs from base 317 to 1288 and encodes 323 amino acids. The record is from RefSeq and is a predicted model, not a curated record. Gene Ontology annotation, cellular component: membrane; endoplasmic reticulum; gamma-secretase complex.